AUGACCAGCUACGGCACAAUCCCAACCUCUUCUUCACCUUCCACAAACCUCGACUUCAUCUCACGCGCCAAGCACCGUGUCAAGGAGGGUCUCGCCACGCGCCGUCCAUGGAAGCUCAUGUUCAACCUCGGUUCCUUCGGCCUCCCCGCCGGUUUCUCCGACGCCGUGGGGCGCGUGCGGGAGAACGUCAGCUUCUUCCAGAUGAAUUACGCCAUCGUCGUGCUCAUCGUCCUCUUCCUCAGUCUCCUCUGGCACCCAAUCUCGCUGAUCGUCUUCGUCGUGCUGAUGGCGGCGUGGCUCUUCCUCUACUUCCUCCGCGACGAGCCGCUCUUCAUCUUUGGCCGGAUGAUUAGCGACCGCGUCGUGCUCGUCGUCAUGGCGGUGCUGACCAUCGCGCUCCUCCUCCUCACCGGCGCCAUCCCCAACAUCCUGGUGGCGCUCCUCAUCGGAGCCGUCUUGGUGGUGGCGCACGCCGCCUUCAGAAGAACCGAUGAUUUGUUCUACGAUGAAGAAGAGGCCACUGCUCGCUUCGUUCCUCCUCCUCCUCCUCCUCAUUCCGGUGCCCCUCUUUCUUGA
Molecule: messenger RNA, 576 nt
Organism: Sphenostylis stenocarpa
Lineage: Eukaryota; Viridiplantae; Streptophyta; Magnoliopsida; Fabales; Fabaceae
Source: the annotation of a GenBank genome assembly